Molecule: messenger RNA, 1716 nt
Organism: Ricinus communis (castor bean)
Lineage: Eukaryota; Viridiplantae; Streptophyta; Magnoliopsida; Malpighiales; Euphorbiaceae
Exons: 2
Coding region: 391-1188 (265 amino acids)
Source: RefSeq, a predicted model, not a curated record
UCUAGAAUUAAUUCUAAUCUCAUGGUUCUCAUUCCUAAAGUAGUGGCUGCAGACUCUGUUGAUAAGUUUCGUCCCAUUAUUUUUAAGUAACUUUCUCUUUAAAGUGGCAACUAAGAUUAUAGCGGAUUGUCUUAGGAAAAUAGCAGCCAGGAUUAUUUCUCCCAACCAAUUUGGUUUUCUGAGAGGGAGACACAUUGAGGAUUGUGUUGUUGCAGCCUCGGAAGGGUUCAAUCUUCUUAAUCAUCAUUGCUAGGAUCAGAAUUUGGCAAUAAAUAUAGACAUCCGUAAGGCUUUUGACUCCAUGGAGUGGCCUUUCAUUCAUGCGGUUUUAGCAAAAUUUGGUUUCUCUUCCACUUUUUGUACUUGGGUGGAGAAUAUUUUCAGAUCGGCAUGAAUCUCAGUUUCACUCAAUGGCUCGCCGAAAGGUCACUUUGCACUCUCUCAUGGUGUUCGUCAAGGCGACCCACUUUCGCCCAUUCUUUUUUGUCUGCCCGAGGAUUUCUUGAGCAGGACUCUUUCUUUUUGGCUGACUUAGGUGAACUAGUCGGCAUGGACGGAGGCCGUAAUGUUUCUUGCCCUCCACAUCUCUUUUAUGCAAAUGAUUUGCUUAUCUUUUUUCGAGAAACAAAGUCUAAUGUUGAGAUUAUUCAUAAAGUUUUCGAUUCUUACGGCAUGAUCUUAGGUCAACGGGUUAAUUUGGAUAAAUCAGAGGUUUUAUUAAGCAAGUCUAUUCCCCUUCGUAGAGCUUUAGCCCUUCGAUUUCUGACGGUUAUGCGUCUUGACAGCUUUCCACUUGUUUAUUUGGGUGUGCUGAACUUUCAAGGAGCUCCUAAAGCGAAGUGGCUGAAGGCGACGAUGGACAACAUUCUUGUUAAGUUUGAUAACUGGAAGGGUCGUACCCUCUUCAUGGCUGGCCGCUUAGCGUUGAUCAAUUCAGUCAUCUUUGCCUCUCUACUUCACACUUUUAUGAUGUAUCGUUGGCCCUCUUCCUUGCUCAAAUCUAUAGAAAAGGCGAUUAGAAACUUUUUAUGGACGGGCUCGGUGUCUUAUAAGAAGUUGGUCACAGUUAAAUGGGGUCAUUGCUGCAAGCCUAUUUCUGAAGGAGUUGCUUCAGGUGUCCCUCGCUCAUCCUUGGUAUGGCCUUCUAUUAGGGAGUUGUACAGCAAGCUUCAGGCUACCUCUCAGUGAAUUCCUUGCAUGGACUCGGAUCUCUCCUUCUGGUCAGAUGAUUUUCUAGGCUAUUGUAUAGCGGAGAAGAUUGGGAUACCAAUGAAUGUUUAAAGUUGGCUUUCGACCAAGAUUAGUUAUAUUUUUUAGCUAAAUUAAUGGCGCCUCCCUGCUUCAAUUUCAGCUGCAUACCCGAACAUUGUUGACGAUAUCCAUAAUAUAGCCUUUUCUCCUAGUCGUUUUGUUUAGUAAUUCUCUCGUAAUGGUACUUUCUCUUAUAAGGUGGCUUUUUAUUUCUUUCACAUUCCGUCUUCUCGUGGUGCAUGGAGUAGGGAGGUAUGACGACAUUAUUUGUCUCCUUUCCGUCUUUUUAUGUUGGUGACUUCUACUGGAUCGCCUUCCAAUAGAUGAUCAUUGGCAGCAUUGCAGUUUAUCCAUGGCCUUUUUCUUGUCAUAUAUGUUUAAAUGGUCUCGAGAAUUUGGGACAUCUUUACCCAAAAUGUCCUAUGUUGUUGGGAUAUGGAAUGCUCUACAGGUUAUUUCUCUUUA